This is a messenger RNA of Cryptococcus deneoformans JEC21, 1198 nucleotides long. Its product is annotated as expressed protein. Lineage: Eukaryota; Fungi; Basidiomycota; Tremellomycetes; Tremellales; Cryptococcaceae. Bases 146 to 1051 code for a protein of 301 amino acids. The transcript has 6 exons. The record is from RefSeq and is a predicted model, not a curated record.
CCUUCUUCUUAUAUAUACAUUCCAUACAAAAAACAAUCAUUUCAUUUUUCUCAGAUUUUCGUCCCUGCGUACUCUUGCCUCCUCUCACGCUUCUCUUGUUGUCACCUCUGCCUAUCCUGACAAUUCGUCAAACUUCAAAAGCAACAUGGCGCCACACCAAUCCGACAUCUUUCUGUUUACUCGGCAAAUGCAAGGGUCCAUACCAUCCUGUGUGGUUGAGUGCAUGUCUGACGGCAACAUCACAAGUUGUUCCAGCAAUACAGACUAUUCAUGUCUUUGCGCUUCCCAAUACUACAUCGACUCGGUCGGAGCGUGCAUGAACUCCAGUUGUACCGCGUCUGAGAGAAUCGCAGGAGAGGCAUACACUGGUCAGGCCUGCGCUUACUAUGGCACACCACUGACAAACACCACCUCAUCCUCGACCAAUACAUCUGUGACUGCGUCUGGCACCGCGGUAAUCGCUGAUCCCGUUAUUUACUCUCGGGCCUAUGUUAACAUCCAAGCUAUUUUCUCAUCCAUUUGCGGCGCUCUUCUCAUACUCGCUCUGUUGUCUGGUUUCCUCUCUUGCCGAUCCCGAUACAAGCGAGAACAAGCCUUCUCACAAAAUAGAACCUGGACCGGUGUUGGCUCCACUACUCUCGGUGGCGAUACGAGAAAGACUUCUCGCUUCUUCACCCGUACCAAAGACACCAGAGACCCGACCGCCACCUUUGCCACUGACAACUAUGGUGUUAACAGUUCAACAUUUGGGGGUGCAACUACUUCUCAUACACCAGGACAAGUAUCCUUCGGGCCGGUCUACGGUGCUAAUGCGGACUAUGGUGUUAGCUCAAGUGAGGGUACUGGUGGUAGGUUCACCAAUCGACUACCGGCUGGUGAUAUGAAUAAAUCCGAAGAAUGGGAGAUGGAAGUGAGAAAAAGCAGCAUUAAGGAAGAAGAGCUGGAAGUUGAGAGCCCCACGACGUCAAAGGGUCCUGGCAGUGACACUGAUAUGGAUGGGAGCACAGUAUAUCUUACGAGAUUGGACAAGGAUGACCAUCACGCGAUAUGAGGGAGAUUGUGGUGAUUUUCCAUGCUUGCUGUUCGUGAUGAUCAAUUAACGGUGUCCAUAGAAAAUACAAUCAGUAAUGUAGUAUUGUAGUAGUGUAAAGGAUACAAAAAUAAAUCGCAUGUUUAGUUAUGUAUUUGGGAUCUCUUU